Messenger RNA from Nicotiana tabacum (common tobacco), 945 nucleotides. NCBI's taxonomy places the organism in Eukaryota, Viridiplantae, Streptophyta, Magnoliopsida, Solanales, Solanaceae. The record is from RefSeq and is a predicted model, not a curated record.
AUGGCUAAGACAACUUCCAAUCUCCCUGCCUCAGUUGUAACUAUCACUGAUCAAUCUAUAGAACCUUCCACUUUUACUGAGCCUUCCUCACCCUCUAUUACUCCUACUGCUACAAUCGUACCUCCCCCAAUUUCCCAAUCUCUUCCCAAUUCAGAAACCCUUGAAACUACUGCUCCGUUCUCCCCAUCGUCUGAUGUUCCCACCAGUCAACCACUAAGUGGAGAACAAGGUCAAAAUCCUGAGGUCACAAAGAGUUCUGCCAUUGUUGCUACCGAUUCCAUGGUGGUGGAAGCACCGGUUGAGGAAGAGAAAAAUGUUUUAACCGUUGUGGAGGAAGAAGGGGCCAUUGUAGCUGUUGGCGGGGAUGCAGUAGCAGAUACUACUAGGGAAUCACAUGAGGAACCUGAUCCCUCUCCGGAGGACCCAGCACCUGAAAUGAGAUCCAGUGAUGAAGAAGACCUAGAUAAUAUGGGUCUUAAUGCAUUCAUAAGUAAGCGGAGGGUUGUGUCCACCCCUGAGUUUGAAAUCAAACUACCUACUACCAGGCUUCAAGUUAAAGUGACCUACUAUUCUACUCUUCAAAAGAGCAAGAAGAGUAGUCAGAAGAAAAAAAGAAAGUUGGUGAAAGAUGCUGUACCUGUAAGUGAUGAGGCGAUCCCUAUAGUCGAUGUGGAAGAGGAAACCCUAGAUGAACCUGGUUCACUUGUUAGAUGGUCUUCGAAAAAGAUUAAGCCUACUUCACUAGAGAAAGGUCCAACAUCUAAGUCUAAGAUAAAAGAGGGGGUGAGUGAGUUUUCCAUGACUGAUGAGGAUGUCCUAAUCAAAUCAAAGGGAAAAGGCAAAGUCAGUGGAGAGAAGUCCGGGAAACGCAAGUCUGAACCUUUUGAAGAACCUGUUUCUGUGAAGAAAAUGAGAAGUAAAGUCACCUUGGCUCUGUGCGCCUGA